UUUUUGCCAAAGAAACACCAACUUUGGAACAACGGUGUGUGUAUAUAUAUAUACACACACAAAGUACCACCACAUUCAGCAGGGCUUGUUUUUUCAUCCGGGAAUAGACGGAUGACUUGGACCCGCUGGUCCUCAUCCCAACCUGCCGGCGGAGCGCCACGUCAAGGUCCUUUUGUUGUAGCCAGCCGACUCCACACCCGGAGACAUGAUCAUCCGGCUGGGCCGACUCACACCCGGAUACUUCCGCCUGCUCCAGAGGCAGGUGGCCGGCGAGGUGCAGACGCAGCCCCAGGACCGCGCCAUCAACCAGAUCGCCAUGAUGCUGGCCAUCGUGGGGCUGGGCCUGUCCUACUACAGCGCCAAGCAGAUGACGGAGAAGGUGCACGCCCACCCGGCGCCCUGAAGCACGGGACCCCGGAUUGGUUUUUUUUUCUUUUCGUGACUCCAGACGUAACGCCGCAACUCACCCGGGUGGACCCAUGAAGGCUCUUCCUGUUCUUGGCCGGGUGGGCCGACCAUGAGUCCUAGCAAAGGUACGUGCUAGCGGGCUAACGCCGUACGUGAGGAUGCCAAUCAUCUGGAAGACGGCAGGAUAGCUUGACAGAUGUUCCUUUGAAAUGAAGUCAUGGCCGUCCCACAACCUCGUUGGGGGGUGGAGGAGGGGGGGGGGGGGGGGGGUCAGAAUAUUUGAAUAUUUGCACAAUCCAACAGGAAGUACUUUUUCUAGAAUUGUGAAAAAGCAUUAGCGCAGCAAAGGGACGUUCAAACUCUUCACUAUUUUUGUUUCUGCUCUUCUCACUUGAAUGGACGUGUUGUUGUGCUACGUGACAGCGGAACCCCACCGCGUCUUGGGCAUGGGGCGUGGCCCCUUUUAACCCCUGAGAAAAUGUUUGUUUUUAUUGAUGGAUGAACACAGGCCUUUAUUUUCUAUCAUGUAAUAAAGCUGGGAAUCUUUUGCAA
Messenger RNA from Doryrhamphus excisus (bluestripe pipefish), 960 nucleotides. NCBI's taxonomy places the organism in Eukaryota, Metazoa, Chordata, Actinopteri, Syngnathiformes, Syngnathidae. The record is from RefSeq and is a predicted model, not a curated record.